This is a messenger RNA of Plasmodium vivax (malaria parasite P. vivax), 700 nucleotides long. RefSeq lists its product as hypothetical. Lineage: Eukaryota; Apicomplexa; Aconoidasida; Haemosporida; Plasmodiidae. The record is from RefSeq and is a predicted model, not a curated record. The transcript is spliced from 2 exons. The coding region runs from base 281 to 700 and encodes 139 amino acids.
GCCCACGUUGCGCUGCCAACUUGCCAACUUGCCAACUGGUCAGCCGCUUUCCGCUUUCCCCUUUCCCCUUUCCGCUUUCCCCUUUCCCGUCCGCGAAAACGCCGCGACAGAAGUUGCCAAUUUUGCGAGGCCUAAUCCGCUUUACCACAUACAUGUGACAGCGGGCAGCGGGCAGCGAACGAGAGCGAGCGCUCCCACGGAGGGGACCUCUGCGUGGGUGGCUACAACGGCAAGUUAGUUUUCUCCCCCCCCUCGUGUGUGUUAGCCCCCCCCCAAAAGGAUGGUCCUCCUCGCGGCGCAACUGAACCCCCCACCAUGCCUGAAAGGAAGCAGAGGAGAAAGGGAAGCCCUCCAAAAUUAUGUUAAAACGGUGGAAGAACCAUCCGUAGAGUGCGAAAUAAAUAAAAAGAAAAUAAAAUGGUCCCCGCGGAAGCUCCAGAAGGAAUUCACCACGCAGCGGCAUGACCUCCUGUGUCUGAGUCGUUACCGCUACCACCCCUUUAAGGUCGUCUGUCAGAAUGGCUUUUCCUUUUUGCAGCCCGGGGAGCGUUACUACACCUCCAGUUAUAAGUUACAGAACCGGAACUACAGACUCGUUUUCGAAAACCUGUGCUCGUCCCCCUCGAUCCAAAUUUCCUUCUGCGGAAUCCUCAUGACGGUAGUUGCGGCCCUGGUGGACUUGAAGAACAGACGGUUGUGA